This is a messenger RNA of Mytilus californianus (California mussel), 2956 nucleotides long. RefSeq lists its product as uncharacterized. The record is from RefSeq and is a predicted model, not a curated record. The coding region runs from base 145 to 2826 and encodes 893 amino acids. Gene Ontology annotation, molecular function: protein binding. The transcript is spliced from 2 exons. NCBI's taxonomy places the organism in Eukaryota, Metazoa, Mollusca, Bivalvia, Mytilida, Mytilidae.
AAGAAAUUUAAGUAAGAGAAAGGAUUGGCUGUGUGUUAUUAUGUGGAUUAAUGGAUUGCGUUUUGACACGUCCAAUUUACUAGGAAAAAGAAGGAAAGGAUAAAUGUAAAUUAUUAGAGUAUAACUUGAUGAUACAACUGUACGAUGUCAGAUGAAGAGAUAUAUAACCGUGACGACAGCUGUUUCAGUGAAGAAACUAUACUACAUAAAUCUAUUAAAGAUACUCGACCAGAUUUACUUCAGUGCUGGUUCGCCUCUCAGGAGUGGGAUGAUGUUAAUACCGGUAAUAGAUGGAACCAAACUCCUCUUCAUUAUGCUGCAAUAAACACAAAUACAUAUGUGCUAGAACUGCUCCUGCAGGUGCCGAGAGUUGAUGUCACAAAGCAAGAUUUAAACGGGUACAAUGUUUUACACAGUUUAAUUUACAACAUUGUUGCUAUAGACGAUUGGCAAAGAACCAUUCAAGUCCUACUAAGUUUAGGAAUUGAUAUUAAUCAACAAACUAAGCAUGGAUAUUCCAUACUUCACUUAGCAAGCAGAAAUACUAUCCCACCAUGUGUCCUACGGUUUAUCCUCGAGUCGUGCGCUGGGUUGGACGUAGACAUGAUAAACAAAGAUGGUGAAAAUUUCCUUCAUUCUUUUGUACAAAGUAUAAACAAAACAAGCCCUGUCUCCGAUGAAUUUAAAGACAGAUUUGCACUACUUGACGACAUUGUUAGAGGAAAAGUAUCUUGCUGUGCUCAUAAGAAUUUAAUAACGUUGUUGAAACAAAGAAAUUUAAAUGGUACAACCCCUUUUCUUCUGAUAAUAAACCAUUUCGAUAGAUAUCGAAACGUGAAUGCCAUCAAGGUUUUGCGGAAAAUGUCUGAUGCUGGAGGAUGCUCAACGAUAGCAGACAAUCUAGGAAACUAUCCAAUUCAUUAUGCUAUAGCCUGCUUGCGCAAAGCACCUGUUAAGUUGCUGAAAAUGCUCAUUGAAACCGGAGCCGACGCUAAUGCUAAGAACAUAUAUGAGCAGUCGACAGCCCAUUUAGUGAGAGUUGAUAGCAAAGAUUUAACGUUUGAAAGAAUCAAAUCAAUUGUAAAUGUAAUGAAAACAACAGACAUUGAAUUUAACGCAUCUGAUAAAUGGGGCUGUUUUCCGUUAAUGUAUAUAAGUGCAUUUUACGAUUCUGAUUGUCUCCCAUUUCUGAAUGAUAUAACUACAGCAUCGACCGUUCUAAACGCAGUAGACAACAGUGGGUCGUCUGCAUUGCAUUAUGCUGCCUACCACGAUUCUGGCGCUUUUGUCAAUUUGUUGAUUCAAAAUGGAGCAAGAAAUGACAUCAGAGACAAACUAGGAGAAUCUCCUAUCGAAACAGCAAGAAGUCACUUGAGAAUAAGUUCAGAAGAAGCUCUACUUAAAUGCUCAACAACGGAAGAGCUUUACGACAGAAACCAACAGUUUUUUGAAAAUUUUAAGUCAUUGCAAACAUCAAAAAAAUUAGAAAUGAAAAUGGACCAAUUUGUUGAAGAACUUCUUGAUCACAAAUAUAGAAAUAAAGGAGAAGAAGAGGAAAAAAUCAAUUCCACUAUAUGCUUUUUUGUAGAGUUACUAUGCAAACAAGUCUCAAAAUACGACUCAAGAUUUGAAAUGACAGUUUUUCAGUCCGGUAGUUCAAAAGAAAAAACAAAAGUAAAUGCUCCAGAUGAAUUUGAUUUUGUCCUUUGUUUAGAUAGAAUUGCUGAAUUUUGUGACAUCAAAGAAAGAAAUAGUCCCAAAGAGAGAAAUCGUCCUAAAGAAAGAAAUAGUCCCAAAGAGAGAAAUCGUCAUAAAGAAAGAAAUAGUUCCAAAGAAAAAUUCAACAGUAAUGUAUUGAAGCUUAAACCUAUUGAAGGCCAUCAAGACGUAUUGGAAUUUUUUGAUGAAAAUGGACUUUUCAUUUCACCGCCUAUAUUCAUGUACCUCCACAAAUAUUUGAAUCGAGCCUUACACGAUCCGAGUUUAUGGAAGAAUGAUGAAAUCCGUAAUCUGUGUUACGUUUUCGAAAUGCCAUUCUUGCAAAAAGAUAUGAAAACGACAGUCUUUAUGGUACGUCUUCUAUGGUUUGGUUGUAAACAUAAACAACUAAGGAUUAAGAUAGACAUGGUUCCUGCCGUCAGAAAAACAGCUUGGUGGCCAAUCGAUCCUAAUUCGUUACCAAUGAUGACUCAGAAUAUCCAUGAUGCUGGCUGUCUGCUUUUACUUGACACAACUUCCGACGAGCAAUCGUUCACCUCUGAAUAUCUCAAAGAAUUCAUAGUGGAUACUAUUGAUCGAAUAAGACCAGUACAAACCAAUUUACGCGUCUCUACGGCGCCAGCAGAAGUUUGCCUUAUGGAGACUUUUCCGCAAAAAGUACGCGAUAGUUACGCGCUUGCAAAGCUCUUUGUUGACAUCUGCAAUGUAACUGACAUAAGUAGCUAUAUGUUGAAAAACUGCACAUUUCACGUAUUACAAGAACUUCACUGGAACCCAAAUACACCAGAUGACAUUUCUAAAUUGCCAUCACUAAUGGAACUUACCGUGUUAAUAUUUAUGAAACUUUUAGCCUACAACAAAAAAUAUUUUUUGCCUAGAUUCUUCCUACCUGAAGUCAACAUUUUUCCUCAAGACCAAGACAUUCAAGAUAAACAGCAUGAAAAAUGGGAAAUUAAAUUCGUUCUAAAAAUCUUAGGGCAGAAUGUGACAUUAGAUAGUGAUGAAAGUGAUGAUUAUGAUGAUUAUCAUGAUGAUGACACUUCUGAUGAUGAUGAUAUUCAAGACAAUAGUGAAGAUAAUCUUGAACUUGAUGAUACUGAUGAGUAAAUAGUUUUGUCAGUAUGAAAUAUACACUUCAAUUUUUAUCUAGUGGUUUUAACAAAUGAGAAGAAUAUUUUUUUUAUUCAACAACAUUUCGCAUCAGGUUUGUUGGAAAUAAAUAACAAAUAAAUGCGUA